UAAAUCGUACAUUUGCUCGUUUAAUAGUUUGUAGGGCGAAACAUGUACUUUACAUGACAAAAUAUGUUGGCUAAAACAUAUCGUCAAUAGGUAUAUUAGGCGUCGAGUUCGAGGUUCUAUUUGAGUUCAGGGGGCGCUACAGUUUGUAGUAGACGGCGCCAUGAUUGGUGAUUCAUUGCGAGUGUUUCCGCUGUGCUUGGCUGGCUCACUCUCACGGCACCAUUUCUGCUGCUGCUGCUGCUGUUGGAAAAAAUGAGCCGCAGUAUAUGAAUUUAAAGGACACAUACAUUGACGCUGGUGACGAGACUGUGGCGUGGUCUGAUAGACAGAUCCAACAUGUCUGAGCUUUUUAUGGAAUGUGUGGAAGAAGACUUGGAGCCAUGGCAGAAAGCAGCUUCAGAGCAGUUAAUUGAGGAUGACGACGAGCCCAUUUUUGUUGGAGUGCUGCCAAAAAAGGAACACAAUAGUGACUCUAUUAGAAAGCAUGAUGCAAAGUCUGCUGCUGCUACUGUUCCUGCUACUCAGCCAGCCCUGAGCUCCUCAUCUAUUAUGUUACCAUUGAAAAUUGCUGGAAAUGCCAUCACUGCUACUACUGUAGCCAAUCUCACGACCAUGACUCCACGGCCUGUUAUUGUCAACAAUCAGGGCUUCAUUGUUACGUCCCCGCAGUUAACUAACAACAGUAACUUAAUCGCCACUCUUGGGAAACAGUAUCCUCCUGGGACAAAAUUUACCAUCGUACCAGCUGGUCAGCAGAAGCAGCUAUUCCAGCGAGUCACUCCUGUCACGACGAUACCCGGUGUUGUCCAUCGGCCUCACGUGCAGCAAAUCACCAGCAAUGUUGUAACAUUGGCUAAUGUUCAGAGCCCCACUGUUUAUUCAGCCAAACCCAAUCUGCUGCAGGUCAGCCAGGCCACUUCUCCGCAGACCAUCACCAUGCCUGUGCAGGCUAACAUUGUAAACAAAGAAAAAAACACGAUGAAACGAGUGUUGCCACAAGAGCAGAUGGUCAACAUUAUUAAGAAAAUUAAAGUUGAUGUUGUAGGGCAAACAAACACAACUAAGCCAGUCGAAAAUGGUACAUCAAAGAAAAAAUGCCCAAAUUGUCAAGAAGAAUUCUUUCAGCAGGAGGCCCUGAAUCAUCAUAUGACUAGCUGCCGGGUCAGAGUGGACACUAACGAUUCACUAGCCAAUAGCACGGUCACACAUAAACUCAUCAUGCUGGUGUCAGAUUUUUACUAUGGCCAGGCUGAGGGGCAACCUGACAAAACGUCUCUGCAAAGAAGUAACACCACUUUCAAGUGUCAAAGCUGUAUGAAAGUUCUCAAGAGCAAUAUCAGGUUCAUGAACCACAUGAAACACCACCUUGAGCUGGAGAAGCAGAGCAAUGAGAGCUGGGAGAGCCACACAACUUGCCAGCAUUGCUAUCGCCAGUACCUGACUCCAUUCCAGCUGCAGUGCCACAUCGAGAGCGCUCACAGCCCCAUCGAAUCCACCACCAAUUGCAAGAUAUGUGAGCUGGCGUUCGAGUCUGAGCAAGUGCUGCUGGAGCAUAUGAAAGACAACCAUAAGCCUGGGGAGAUGCCUUAUGUCUGUCAGGUGUGCAAUUAUAGGUCCUCCUUUUUCUCAGACGUGGAGACACAUUUCCGAACUGUUCAUGAAAACACAAAAGACCUCCUGUGUCCUUUUUGUCUCAAAGUAUUGAGAAGCAGUCACAUGUACAUGCAACAUUUCAUGAAACAUCAGAACAAAGGCAUCCAUCGCUGUGGAAAAUGUCGACUUAAUUUCCUCACCAACAAGGACAGAGUGGAACAUAGGACUCAGGUCCACAAGACUUUCAAAAAACCUGAGAUUCUGGAGGGACUCCCAGCAGGGACAAAGGUGACCAUUCGGGCUUCCCUCAGUGGCAAGACGCCUGCUUUGUCCAGCUCUGUAGAUAGAGCGACCUUUACCUUGACUCCAGAAACACUAAGUGUCGGUGCAAAAACAAAGCCUCCGCUUGGUCUGUCCAAAUCUAAACCAAACCCCUCUGAAACCAAACCCAUUCAGAGAAAGAAGAACAUGCAUGGAAAGUUCAACAUGUCACUAACCCACAUCAGUGUGAAUGGAGGGUUUUACACCUGCAUCGAAUGCAAUGCCCGAGUUGAAGAUUUCUUUUUACACUUCCCUGUAAUCUCCAAUUGUGGCGCGUGCAAUUAUCGCACAUGUUGCAAAGUUGCCAUUGGAAAUCACAUGAUAAGAUUUCAUAGCACCGUCAACAAGAGCAGAUUUCACAAAAUGGAUCAGAAGAAACGUUCAUCUGUAUUAAAAUUCACACUGGUGUGUCUCAACUGUGACCUCCUGGUGAAUGCGUCAGGCGGGGACAUAAUGUCCAAACAUUUAAAUGACCGACCAAAUCAUGUAUGCAAAGUUAUUGAAGAGAAAGACAACAGAGCCGAAGAUGGAACGUUUUUUGUACCGGCUCAACCAACUGCAGUUUCGAAAGAAUCACCAAACGAAACAAUGCCCAUGGAUGAUGAACCUAAAAUUGAAAAGACUGAACACUUUCCUCAUGCUAGCGAGGAACAACCAGAAUCUGUGGCAACAUUGCCAGUAGAGGAUCUGCCGCCCUCUCAGCCUGCCUCCUUGGCCUCAGUUACUUUGGAUGGCGAUGUAGAUAAGUCACUUGUCGACGCAAACAUCCAGGAGGACUGCCAUCCCGACCCAGAACCCAACACAGACUAAGCAGGAAACAGAUGGACGAACAAUACAAAUCACAAAAACACUUGUUACUCAUUUAAAACCCUAAAUAUUCCCCAUCAACCAUUAACAGAACAAUUCAAUGACAGGAAGUCAUUACGACUAUCUCAAAACAUCUCACCGCAAGCACAAUUUGUAGAUAUUCUGUGAAGAUAGUGGAUCCGUUAACCUUGAUCCGUACAUUUGUUUGUGCAGGACACACUUUAGCUUUGACUACAUAGAAACAUGUAUUUGUUUAUCAUAUUACUUAACAUCUCAAAUACCAAGAUUGGCUAAAAGUAAUAUCCUACUUGAAUUUUGAUGACAUUUGUGUCAGACCAUCUACCAUUACAUGUGUAUGAUAUAUUUUAGUUGACAAAUGUCAACCUUUUAGACAUUAUGUUGAAUAAAGUGGGUAUAAUGCCUUUCCCCACACUAAGAACACACGUAGUUGUCAACUUAUUGGAACAAUUACAAUAAUAUCAAAGAAGUGACAAACAACUUUUAGUACUGCAUUUCCUGAAAUACAGGAUUAUAAGCAUUGUAAUGUGUGUGGAUUAGUGCAGCUUGUAUGUGAUCAAAAAGGCUUAAUUUUCCACUUUUAUAAUCAAUAAAGUCAUUUUUGAGAUGUA
This is a messenger RNA of Entelurus aequoreus (snake pipefish), 3350 nucleotides long. RefSeq names its product zinc finger protein 280D (gene znf280d). The record is from RefSeq and is a predicted model, not a curated record. The transcript is spliced from 18 exons. The coding region runs from base 337 to 2724 and encodes 795 amino acids. NCBI's taxonomy places the organism in Eukaryota, Metazoa, Chordata, Actinopteri, Syngnathiformes, Syngnathidae. Gene Ontology annotation, biological process: regulation of DNA-templated transcription. Gene Ontology annotation, molecular function: DNA-binding transcription factor activity, RNA polymerase II-specific; RNA polymerase II cis-regulatory region sequence-specific DNA binding.